This is a messenger RNA of Closterium sp. Yama58-4, 582 nucleotides long. The record is from the annotation of a GenBank genome assembly. NCBI's taxonomy places the organism in Eukaryota, Viridiplantae, Streptophyta, Zygnematophyceae, Desmidiales, Closteriaceae.
AUGCGCAGGCUCGGGAUGCGUACUACAGUGGGAAACCCUUGGUAUCAGACGACAUUUUUGAUCUGGUCGAGCGCCGGUUGCGGUGGUUCCACUCAGCUUUGGUCAAGAAAUAUCCACGUUGCAGCAUACGAGCGCUCUAUUGCUACUCUGAUGCCGAGGCGGACCCUUCUCAGAUGGCAGCGCUGUCAACCAUGUGGUCGCGUGGAUAGGGUGGAAAACCCUAUCCUCUCGAGCCCGCUGUGGCAGCUGGAUGGAGCCAUGGCAGCUGGCAUCUGCUUCCUCCUCGGGGCAGUUCUUGCGUCCGCUGCAGCACGCCCACUGCAGCGCAUAAGCCAGGGCAAGAUGGUGGCACUACAGGGAAACUGUCCACACUGUGGAGAGGAGGUUUACUCGUUCGUUACACUGGAAGGGGGGAGCAGGCAUCGACACAAGGCUGAAUGUCAUGUCUGCGGCCAGCCUCUGGUCUUUCAUGCAUUCGUGGAGGCAUCUCCAAGCAAUCCCAAGCAUUCAUGGGCAUACGGUAGAAUAUACGUUGUGGCUAGAGCAAAGGAUUUGGAGCCUCCUGCAGAAGCAAACCCUUAG